Molecule: messenger RNA, 2463 nt
Organism: Vigna radiata var. radiata (mung bean)
Lineage: Eukaryota; Viridiplantae; Streptophyta; Magnoliopsida; Fabales; Fabaceae
Product: IQ domain-containing protein IQM1
Exons: 9
Coding region: 104-1786 (560 amino acids)
Molecular function (GO): protein binding
Source: RefSeq, a predicted model, not a curated record
CCCACUUUCCUAUUCAAACUAAAUUCAGUCAUGGUAAUAAAAAUUCCAAAAGGGUCACAAUUUUCUGCAAUCUCUGUCCUUUACGUAUUUGAAAGUGCCUUCUAUGACAAUUUUCCACCCUUUUCCUGUCUUCAACACUCCUGCCUUAUAUAAGAGAGAACAGAAGUGCGCAUUUCUAUCACUAAACCCAAGAAAACUCAACUCCUAUCCAUAUAUCUAUCCUUGCAAAAAGGAUCCUCACUUCGUGUACUUUAAGCACUACUUAUUUGCCAGCUUCAAGGUUGUGCAAAUGGUGACAACUGUAAGGCCUCUGGACUAUGAGUCAAAGGAGGCCGAGACCACCUUCAGAACAAUGAGCUUCAACAAGUGCAGAAACCUUGAUGACUUUUAUAAGCCUGAUGAGUUGGAUGAGGUUAUUACUGAGAAUACAAGCUCAAAGAGAAAGAAGGCCGGGAAUCUGAAGCUGCAAACCACAUUCUCCUUCAAAUAUCUACUUUCUGGUAAUUCUGAUUCAAAUGAGGAAGUUGAUGGCUUGUUCAAUGAACAAGGCCCCCCAUUUGUUUUUCCAGAAUCAGAAAUUUUGUUUUCAUCAAAGCCCGUUGGGGAGCUUGAUGUUGCUGCAAUCAAGCUGCAGAAGGUUUACAAGGGCUACAGAACCAGAAGAAAUCUUGCAGAUUGUGCAGUUGUCUGUGAGGAGCUAUGGUGGAGAGCCUUAGAUUUUGCUGCUCUUAGCAGGUGUUCCCCAUCAAAUUUUGACUCUGGUAAAUCAGAAUCAGCUAGUUCAAAAUGGGCAAGAGCUAGGACCAUGGCUGCUAAGGUGGGAAAAGGUUUGUGCAAAGAUGAUAAGGCGCAGAAAUUAGCUCUAAGACACUGGCUUGAAGCUAUUGAUCCACGUCACCGUUAUGGACACAAUCUGCACUUAUACUAUGAUGUUUGGUUUCAUAGCCAGAGUACACAACCUUUUUUCUACUGGUUGGACGUUGGAGAUGGGAAAGAAGUAAACCAUAAGGAGUGCCUAAGAAGUGAAUUGAAUAAGCAAUGCAUAAAGUAUCUUGGACCCAAAGAGAGGGAAGCCUAUGAAGUGGUUAUUGAGAAAGGAAGGCUAGUUUAUAAAAGGAGUCAGAACCUUGUUCACACUGAGGAGGGAUCUAAGUGGAUUUUUGUUCUCAGCUCUUCAAGAAUUUUGUAUGUUGGUGAGAAAAAGAAAGGCCAAUUUCAGCACUCAAGUUUUUUGGCUGGAGGUGCUACUAUUGCUUCUGGAAGAUUGGUUGCCCAACAUGGAGUUAUUGAUGCUAUAUGGCCCUACAGCGGUCAUUACUGUCCUACAAUGAAGAACUUUAGGGAAUUCAUUGCGUUCUUGAUUGAACAUGAUGUAGACUUGACCAAUGUAAAGAAGUAUGCAAUUGAUGAUGACAUUCCACCUUCAAAACCUGCUGAUGAGGAGCUACAGUUUGGAUCAAAAGUGGCUAGUUCAAGUGGCUUUACCAUUGCCAAAAGUGGCAGUGAAGAGAAUAUAGGUGAAUCUGGCAGCACCAAUAUGCAAACUUCAACAGUUAAAGAGAGGAAACCAUUGUCAAGAAAAUGGACAACUGGAGCUGGUCCUAGAAUUGGAUGUGUGAGAGAGUACCCUGCAAAACUCCAAGUUAAGGCACUUGAACAGCUGAAUAUAUCACCUAGAGUCAACCAUGGAAAAGUAGCAGCCAAAGCACCUAUUCCCUCACCAAGGCCUAGUCCAGAAAUCCACCUAUCUCCAAGACUUGUGCACAUGGGAAUUCCUAGUCCAUGAAUAGUUUGCACAAAUCACAUACCUCUUUUGGAUUCAAUGUUUAGAAUCUAAGAUAUAGAUCACACACACCAGACAGCAGCAUCUAACCCAUGAUUUAUUUUUUCAUUUAGUUUUUUUCUGUUUUGGCCAUAUCUUUUGGUCAUUCAGCUUAAGGAGAAUCAAUUUUUUACACCUCAUUUCUUUUACCCAAUUGUAUUUUAUGAGUUGGGUCAAUCUUGCCUGGUUGUAAGUCAAAUACCAUUUUUCAAAAAGAAUUUCUUUACACUUUUUGGCACUGUGUUCUAUCUUCCUCACUAAGCUUUCUCCACCACUCACCAGCAGUCACAAUCAUGGUUUGGAGAGGAGGCAUUGCGUCAGUGAUGUGAAAAUGUGAAAAAUUGGUAUAAUAUUCCACAUACAGAUAACAUGGACACACUGAAAGCAAGUCAUGCAUUGUUAGCCCAUUGAUAGAGUGACAUGUAAUGCCAAUGCCAUGAUUGGUGAUGUUGUUGUACUCUGCAUUUUCAUUGGCUGAAGCAUUUCAAAGUCAAAACUUUGCUUUGUGUUGCCAAAAACAAAAACAGAGACAAAAAGGGGUCAAGAUUUGGUUUGGUUCAAAGACAUGAGUGUCUCCUAGUCACCAGCCAAAUUGACCACAUUCCACAAAUUAGGCCUUAGAUGAUAUUAUAGAAUAUUUU